Aricia agestis (brown argus) is the source of this 4130-nucleotide messenger RNA. Its product is annotated as sodium/hydrogen exchanger 9B2-like. Gene Ontology annotation, molecular function: antiporter activity. The record is from RefSeq and is a predicted model, not a curated record. Bases 387 to 2702 code for a protein of 771 amino acids. Gene Ontology annotation, biological process: proton transmembrane transport. Gene Ontology annotation, cellular component: membrane. NCBI's taxonomy places the organism in Eukaryota, Metazoa, Arthropoda, Insecta, Lepidoptera, Lycaenidae. The transcript has 13 exons.
GCGAAGUGCGCGAGCGCAGUGCGAUAGGCGACCGGCGAGUAGCGGCCGUCCGGCGCCCGCGCAUCUCGCUCAUUUGCUAAAGAGAUCAUCUCGCACGCGGUACUAAGUGCCCACGUAAACACCACAACCUCCGCAUCGCCGUCGGUUCAAGGUUUUCGCGGGACGUGGCGGCAAGGUGCUAACAAAAAGGCCCUCCGACGUCACGUACACGAGCCGACUUCUAUUUUUUUAUCGAAACUAUAAUAUUUCCACUUCACCUUCGGCGAAAUAUCUUAUCGAGCCGUCGAAGGUGGGCGACGUAGAGAGAUCGAAUUAUUUCCACGAAUUUUAAUGCCAUGCGGCCGAUUAGUGCUAGUAGUGAAGGUGGUAUGUUAUGAAGCUGCAAUAUGAAGAACCGCAGUCGGGGGGAAACGAUCGGCAGCGCGACGAAGCGCGACAGGAUCGCCGCGAAGACGAAGAUAAAGCAGGACGCCCGCGGCGGGAAGACCUCGCCCGUACUGAACCGGCAGAAGAGGUCCGGCCUGGAGGCGGUGAAGCUGCACCUGGAGGCCACCGGCGGCACCGGCCGCACCUCGCGCUCUGCGACCGCAGUUCGAAAGACAAGCGUCAGAAUGGCGGCCAUAAAGGAAUACCCGUUUGAUCUCAGCGACUUAAAGAACCAGAACGAAACCAACGGCACCCCGACCGACCCGACGAGCCCGGCGAAGCCCGAGAAGCCGCCAGUGGAGCCCGAGCAGCCACCAGCGGAGCCCCCGGCCUACACCGCAGCGCCACCCAGGGUGCCCACUCCGGACGGCAAGAGAAAAGUCUCCAUCAUGGCCAGCGAAGGAAGCAAGGACCGGGAAAAUCUGCCUUCAGAAAGGAAUGGCCGCGUGUCCAGUCAGGCCGAGGGGCCCUCGCGCCGAAAAAGCAAUCUUCACAAUGCCAUGGCGUCCGAAAUGGAUUCCUCAUGGGAUCGUCCCGCUCAUAUAGAAGGUAGAUAUAAGAAGUAUUCAACAACAUCUUCAGUAUAUUCUAAGAAAGCUCCAUCACAGCACAGCGAACACAUCGAGAGAUCUUGGUGGUACGCCUGCUGCGCGAAGUGCCACACCGAAGACAGCGGAAUACCGUCAUGGGAGCCGCCGCACUGGCAGAAGAUCUGCCCCUACCCGCUCUGUCCUUCCUACAGGCACUUCGCUCAAAACCUAUCAGUAUUAUUAAUUGGUUUAAUGGUGUGGGUGAUAGUGUGGAUAGUGUUAGGUGACACGGCGGCGCCGGGCGGUCAGCUGUUCAUGUUGACCGUCCUCACCAUCGCCGCUUACUUCGGCGGCUGGCUCAUGGUGAAGAUCACCACGCUGCCGGCACUCAUCGGCAUGUUGGCUGUGGGAAUACUGAUGAAGAACAUUGGCUUCGUCAACUUCGAUGCGUCCUAUCAACAUGUCACGUCCUACAUCAGGAAAAUAGCUUUAACAAUAAUUCUAACACGCGCCGGCUUGGACUUGGAUCCGCUGGCGAUGAAGAAAAUAUUCUUCACUGUCAUCAAACUGGCGCUCGUGCCCUGGACCUUCGAGUGCGUCCUCUGCGCCGUCUUAAGUGUCUACCUGCUCGGACUACCGUGGGACUGGGCUUUCCUGCUGAGUUCGAUCAUAGCCGCGGUGUCUCCAGCUGUCGUGGUGCCGUGCCUGUUCCGACUCCGGGAGAAGGGGUACGGGGUGUCGAAGGGGAUCCCCACCCUCGUGCUGGCGGUGUCGGGCAUCGACGACGCCGCUAGUGUCGCCAUCUUCGGCAUCGUCUCCUCGAUCAUGUUCUCCACUUCGUCCAUGACAAUGAAUAUCAUACAGGGACCUCUGAGCGUGGCGGGCGGCGUGGCGUUCGGCUACUUCUGCGGCUACCUGACGACGUACGUGCCGGAGCGGAACGACGCGUUUCUCGUGCCGCUGCGAGUGCUGCUGCUGCUCACCGGCGGACUCAUGUCCGUGCUGGGUUCGGAGGAGAUUGGCUGGGGUGGCGGUGGUCCCCUCGCUGUAAUCGCGUUUGCCUUCUUCGCGUGCAAGAACUGGUCCGAGCAAGGCUGGGAGAUAGAAGACAACCCUGUGGCCACUGCCUUCGAAAUAUUCUGGAUGUUCUUCGAGCCUAUGCUUUUUGGAGUUACCGGAGCACAAAUAGUCAUUUCUGAGUUGCCAACUCAUUUAGUCCUGGUCGGCGGUGGUAUAUUAAUUGUAUGCAUGGUCCUCCGAGCCAUAGUCACCAGCUGCGUCGCGGUCCGCAGUAACCUCAAUAUGAAAGAGAAAAUAUUCGUGGGCUUCUCGUGGAUGGCCAAAGCAACCGUACAGGCUGCCCUAGCACCGGUAGCGUUGGACGAGGUGAAGAAGAUGGCGGGAGGUAGCGAGCCCGUCGCGCAGCUGGUGGAGUACGCGGAGACAGUCAUCACCGUGUGCAUCAUGUCCAUCGUCAUCACCGCGCCGCUCGGUGCCAUCAUCAUCACCCUCACCGGACCCAAGCUGCUCUCCAAGACCACUAAGCCUCCUGUGCUUGAAGGCUGGCGACGCUCCCACCGGCCGUCCAUCCGCGACAUCUCCAUCAUCAAUGAGGAGGAGCCGGCGGAGCGGGACGCGGAGGGGGAGGACCCCGCGCUCUCCCCGCCCUCCUCCCCCGCGCCCUCCGCCGCCCCGCAACACAGCACCCCCAACCCCAUCACCGUGCAGCCUAACCAGCGCUCCUGAACGCGCCCUUAGUAAUAAUACGAAAAACGUGCCUUUAUCGUUCUAGAAGGCUCCAAUGGUCAACGUUAGUAAUAACGAUCAUUGGUCGUGCCUUUACUACCCUUGGUCCAAGAAAGUGCCUUAUGUUGCUGAAGAUCCAAUGGUCUAUUUUUGCUACAAGAGGCUCAGCGGUUUGGUGAGCUAAAAUCAAUUUGUUAAAAAUGAUAGAAGGUAAUUUUGGUGCUUCAAGCAGGGAAUGUAUCUAGUAGUAAGUAAUAUCCCAGUUUUUUUUUUUCAUAGCGAAUUGUAUGCAAUCACAAUAAUAUUAUGUAUUGAUUUAAUUUGAAUUGCUGUUAACUACGUAUGUGAUGAAAAGCAAAAAUUUAGGAUAAGUAAUAGGUGAAAAAGAAAUAUAUUUAAUAAGAAUAAUUAAAAGUGUGAGAAAACAGCUGUUAAUAAUAUAGAGUUGUACAUCUACUUAAGAGUAAACUAAAAACUUAGCUACUUUUAAUUUAGAUUAAGUGUAUUUAUUAUAAUAUAGGUAUAAUUGUAAUGCUCAAAAUAAAAGAAAAAAUGUUUUAAACAACACUCCUCACAGUAUGGGAGCUUAAACUUGUGGGCUGUCGUCACAAGUAUGUAUGUGAUAAUAUUAUGUAUAGACUAUAGGUACUUAAUGUAGUUGCUUUAGAUAAAAACCUCGCUUUAAAUAUACAUCCGUGUCGCCUUCUACGUGCCUUUUGCAGGAAUUUAAUUUAAGAUUAAACAAACUUUAAGAAUAUUUUAUAACAAGUAUUUGAAUAAUCUUUCUGCAGCAAAAUGAUAUUAAAGAGAAUUUCUGCAAAUUGUAUAUUAGCAAUUUCAAAUUUAUUAAUUAGUAAGAUAACGUUACCACGCCUAUUUAUUUUAGGUAUGUAUAAGUGUUUGUAUAAUAAGUAUUUGUAAGAGGAAUGGUGGUAACUGAAUCAGUAUUGUAGGUAAUGUAUUAAAUAUUGAAGAAGUAUUAUAAAUAAAAUUAGGUUCUGCAAUAUACAUAAAAAUGUAGAAUAUAGAAUAUCCUUAUUCUUACAUUAUUAAAAACCAAUUGUUAAUAUUUUCAUAUCGUGCUAUUUUAGUAUAAAAAAUUAAAAACAUGUUGUUUGCAGUGCUUAAUGACGUUUUUUGUGAGAAUCAUUCCAUUUUAUUAUGUUAAGGAUCAAAUCAAGAUUUUCUUUUUUAAUCUAUAAUGUAUUUUGCUCCCGAGCAGUGCCAGAUUGUUUAUAAGUGCACGAAAUCUGCUGCUCACCUGCCGCCUGCCUGCUGCCGCCCCUAGGCCGCGGCCUAUAAGGCCUAUUUAUAAACCCAGGACUGCUUACGAGCAUUUAUAUGAUUGCUUUAGGUAAAAUUUUAAAACAUUGAAUUAGAAAAAUAUUUUGAAGAGUUUUCGAAAUUAGUAUUUAAUCUACUUAAUCA